AUGACCAGAAUUGCAAGUUCCCCAGUUGUUGGUUGGCCUUCAAUUAGGUCAUGCAGGAAAAACCUUGUAAUCAACAGCUUGUCAAAAUCAAAGGAAAAUGGAGGAAAACCAGAAAAUCCCUUUGUAAAGAUCAAAAUGGAAGGGAUCCCUAUUGGAAGGAAAGUGAAUCUCAAUGCCUAUGGUAGCUAUGAAGAACUCUCAUUUGCCAUAGAUAAACUAUUCAGUUGUCUACUUGCAGCUCAAAGAGAUACAUCUGCAACUCAAAAUGGAAACAAGAUUGAGAGUUCAUUAGCUAGAAAUGGGGAAUAUACUUUAGUUUAUGACGAUGAUGAAGGAGAUGUUCCAUGA
This is a messenger RNA of Gossypium raimondii (Peruvian cotton), 348 nucleotides long. RefSeq names its product auxin-responsive protein IAA26. The record is from RefSeq and is a predicted model, not a curated record. The transcript has 2 exons. Bases 1 to 348 code for a protein of 115 amino acids. Gene Ontology annotation, biological process: regulation of DNA-templated transcription. Gene Ontology annotation, cellular component: nucleus. Gene Ontology annotation, molecular function: protein binding. NCBI's taxonomy places the organism in Eukaryota, Viridiplantae, Streptophyta, Magnoliopsida, Malvales, Malvaceae.